AUGUUUCGAUAUUUUUUCUACAUUUAUUUUCUUGGGUUUAUAAUAUCAGUUUUAUUAGGAACAUCAAGAGGUUAUGACAAACAAGUUUUGGAUGAACAAGAAGCAGAUCGUGUAAUGGAGUUACCUGGUCAGCCACCAGUGAGUUUUAAACAGUAUGCUGGAUAUGUUACUGUCAAUGAGACCCAUGGAAGAGCACUCUUCUACUGGUUUUUUGAGGCAACUACCAACUCCAGCAAAAAGCCCCUACUUUUAUGGCUCAAUGGAGGCCCAGGAUGCUCCUCAAUUGGGUAUGGUGAAGCAGAGGAGUUAGGACCUUUCUUAACACAGAAAAAUAAGCCAGAGCUCAAGUUGAACCAUUUCACUUGGAAUAAAGCUGCAAACCUAUUGUUCUUGGAAUCCCCUGUUGGUGUUGGAUUUUCAUACACAAACACCUCCACUGAUAUCAAAGAGCUUGGAGACACUAUUACAGCCCAAGAUUCAUAUAAAUUUCUGGUCAAUUGGUUUCGAAGAUUUCCACAGUUCAAGUCACAUAAAUUCUACAUUGCUGGUGAAAGUUACGCCGGACACUAUGUUCCCCAGCUAGCAGAGCAAAUCUUUGACAACAACAAAAAGCUCAAAAAAGAGGAUCGCAUAAAUUUCAAAGGAUUCAUGAUAGGGAAUGCAUUGAUGGACGAUGAAACAGACCAAAAAGGAAUGAUAGACUAUGCUUGGGAUCAUGCAGUGAUAUCAGAUCAUUUGUACGAUUCCAUUAAAAGAGUUUGCAAUUUCAGCUUAAAACCUGUAGGUGAUGACUGCGACAAUCUUCUUAAUCAGUACUUUGCUGUUUACAAAAUCUUAGACAUGUACAACCUUUACGCCCCCAAUUGUGUUAAUAGCAACUUCAGCACGCUUCCAAACUCCUUAUCAACAAUUGAAGGAUGGCUCAAAAGACCAGCCGGAUACGAUCCUUGUCUCUCUGAUUACACAGAAACUUAUAUGAAUAGACCAGAUGUUCAAGCUGCACUUCAUGCAAAUAUCACCAAAAUUCCUUAUCCAUGGACUCAUUGCAGCAAUAAUAUCUCAUUUUGGAAUGAUGCACCAUUUUCCAUGCUCCCUACCAUCAAGAAACUAAUUGAUGGUGGUCUGCGCGUUUGGGUCUAUAGUGGAGAUACCGAUGGUAGAAUCCCAGUCACUUCUACAAGAUUAACUUUGAGAAAACUUGGAUUGAAGAUCACUGAAGAUUGGACUCCUUGGUACACUAACAAUAAACAGGUUGGUGGAUGGACAGUUGGCUAUGAUGGAUUAUAUUUUGUAACAAUAAGAGGGGCUGGUCAUCAAGUUCCAACAUUCAAGCCAAAGCAAGCUCUACAACUAGUUAGACAUUUCUUGUCCAAUAAGAAGCUGCCAUCUGCUCCGUUUUAGCAUUUUAU
Molecule: messenger RNA, 1409 nt
Organism: Solanum verrucosum
Lineage: Eukaryota; Viridiplantae; Streptophyta; Magnoliopsida; Solanales; Solanaceae
Product: serine carboxypeptidase-like 34
Exons: 10
Coding region: 1-1401 (466 amino acids)
Biological process (GO): proteolysis
Cellular component (GO): vacuole
Molecular function (GO): serine-type carboxypeptidase activity
Source: RefSeq, a predicted model, not a curated record